AUGGCGCUCAGUGCCUUUGCGCUCAAGAAGAGCAAGAAAAAGACGCUCGCGGCGUCGGCAGGCUUUGCACCGUCUGCGCCUGCAGCACCCCAUACUUUCGAAAAGAUCUUCGUGACUGACUAUGACCCUAAUGCGCUGGUUGUCCUCGCCCAGGACGGAUCGAAGCCGCUCGUAAUUCCGCUACGAGAGACGAACUCCUGGAAUACCAUUGUGAAAGAAACAACCGAAGACGGCGACAAAAGAGACGAAGACGGCAGUAGAAGCGAUAGAAAUGCCGACAAAUGCCAUGGACCGAAAGAAGUCGAUGCGUCGUCCAUGGACCAGCAAGUGGCGGCGGCAAUUUGUGCCGAGGCGGCUCAAGGACGUGCUCCUUCGAGCGCUCUCAACUUGGUGAUUCCAUUGGCUGAUGAGAGAGAAAAGAAGCGUGCCGAGCUGUUUCAGGACGGUGCAAAGAGGUUAAGAGAGCAGCAGCAGAAGCCCAUUUUGCAGCAAAAUGCGGUCCCGGGGAUGGACGCGCUGCAGGACGUUGCAGACAAGUACCGACACGAUGUGGCGCUGCGUCCCGACGCGCUGGAUGUGCACAGUGACGUGUACGAGUCAGUGCCUGUAGAAGCUUUUGGGGCAGCUUUGCUGCGGGGUAUGGGAUGGAAAGGAGAUAAGACAAUGGACGACGAUGUGCAGAAGACUCUACAGCCAAGACACAAGUUACUAGGUCUGGGAGCGACCAAGCGACCGACGCUGGCUGGAGAGAGUCAAGGAAAGAAGAAGAAAAGAAAAAAGAAGAUGGAGAGCAAGGAAAAGGUGGCGACAGAGGCCAGCGACGAGCGCUCGGGACUUGAUGCGGGUGAUAGGAAGGAUGAUCGACGACGCUUUGGCAAAAGGACGACGGAUCAAGAACGACGUUGUAGUCCAAGUCGUGUGGAUCGACGACAGCGGAGUCGCAGUGGGAGCCGCGGACGUAAACGUGAUCAUAGCAGCGACCGUAGAGACCGCGAUCGCAGCAGAGACCGAGAUCGCCGUCGACGCAGUCGUAGUCAGUGUAGCCGCUCGGACCGACGCAACGAAAGACGCUAG
Hyaloperonospora brassicae is the source of this 1074-nucleotide messenger RNA. Lineage: Eukaryota; Oomycota; Peronosporomycetes; Peronosporales; Peronosporaceae. The record is from the annotation of a GenBank genome assembly.